Molecule: messenger RNA, 9208 nt
Organism: Labeo rohita (rohu)
Lineage: Eukaryota; Metazoa; Chordata; Actinopteri; Cypriniformes; Cyprinidae
Gene: adamtsl3
Product: ADAMTS-like 3
Exons: 31
Coding region: 270-5561 (1763 amino acids)
Biological process (GO): extracellular matrix organization
Cellular component (GO): extracellular matrix
Molecular function (GO): metalloendopeptidase activity
Source: RefSeq, a predicted model, not a curated record
GUUCAGUACGCAGCCCUGCGUUGAGGAUAUCGGUGAAACUCGCAGUCAUUCGCGCUGCGUUCAGCCUUCAUAUCAUCCGACUGACCGCUGCGUGACGGCCAUUCACGCCAUUCAAGUCAACAUCUUCAGGACUCGUGCGGUGUUUAUUGAUCACCGGUGCGGCGAGCGCGUUAAAUGGAUUAAAAUGUGAAUCUAUGAGUUACUUUGCAGCAAAGGCUGAAAUCUGACUGACAUCAUUCACCAGGCAGCUCUGGAACAGGAUUUUAAAGAUGGAGCUCUGGGUUCUGCCAGUAUGUCGGAUCAGCUUGAUGUUGACAGUGAUGUCGUCCACUGGUCAGGGAGUAGCGAGCCAGAUGCAGAGUGCUUACUUCCUCCCUGAAUUUGCACUUUCUCCACAAGGAAGCUUUCUGGAAGACACAACAGGAGAGCAGUAUCUCACCUAUCGCUACGAUGACCAGUCCUCAAGAACAACCCGUUCAGAUGAGGAGAGGGACACCGGUUGGGAUGCCUGGGGCACGUGGAGUGACUGUUCUCGUACCUGUGGAGGCGGAGCCUCAUAUUCUCUGCGCAGGUGUCUCAAUGGCGGGAACUGUGAGGGCAGAAACAUCCGCUACAGAACAUGCAGCAACACAGACUGUCCUCCAGAGUCAGGUGACUUCAGGGCUCAACAGUGCUCUGCCCACAACGACAUCAAAUACCAGGGACAAACCUAUGAGUGGAUACCUGUGACGUACGAUCCUAUUUCACCCUGCGCCCUCCGAUGUCAAGCCCGGGGGAAAAGCCUGGUGGUGGAACUGGCGCCCAAAGUGUUGGAUGGCACUCGGUGCAAAGCGGAUUCUCUGGAUAUGUGCAUCAGCGGGAUUUGUCAGGAAGUUGGCUGUGACAGACAACUGGGAAGCAACGCUAAGGAGGACAACUGUGGCGUGUGCGCUGGAGACGGUUCCACUUGCCGACUGGUCCGAGGCCAGGCUCUGCCCCACGUGUCACCUGAAGAACCCAUGAAAACGGUGAUCGAGGUGCCGAUGGGUAGCAGAGGCCUCAGAUUCACAGCCAAGGGACCGGACAUAAUUGUGAUUGAAGCGAAUGCACCAAACAGCAGGAGAGAAGAGGUGGUGUUCAGCUCCUCAGGUUCUCACGCUCUGGGUAACAACACGGUGGAGUACCAGAGAGGAGCAGAAAGACAGACCCUCCGCUGCUAUGGGCCACUGUCUGCAGACUUCACAAUAAAGGUGAAGUACGCCGGCCCUAAAGACACAGUGAUGCAGUUCUCGUUUUACCAGCCCAUUCGCUACCAGUGGAGGGAAACUGACUUUUUCCCCUGCUCUGUCACCUGUGGAGGGGGUUACCAGCUCAAUUCGGCUGAUUGCAUGGACAUUCGUUACAACAAACCGGUUGCGGAGCAUCUGUGCCACAGCUUCCCAGAGAACACCAAACCCACACCCAAACUCAAGGAGUGCAACAUGGACCCCUGCCUCGAAAGUGAUGGCUUCAAGGAAGUGAUGCCCUACGACCAGUACCAGCCUCUACCUCGCUGGGAGCAGAACCCGUGGACGUCGUGUUCGGUGUCGUGUGGAGGAGGCUCUCAGGAGAGAAGUGUGGUGUGUUUGGAGGAGGACAUUCACGGGCAGGUCGUGCAGGUCGAGGAAUGGAAGUGCACACACUCCCCUCGACCAGUCAGCAAACAGAGCUGCAACAACUUUGAGUGUCCGCAGUGGAUGGCCAUGGAAUGGUCUCAGUGCACGGUCACCUGCGGCCCAGGUUUGCGGUACAGAGUGGUGCUGUGUGUGGAUCACCUUGGACAACAUACUGGAGGCUGCAAUCCUCACCUCAAACCCCAAAUCAAAGAGGACUGCCUGGUGCCCGUCGCCUGCCACAAACCACGAGAGAGCCAACCUGUUGAAGCCAAGCUGCCCUGGUUGAAACAGGCUCAAGAGUUGGAAGAAACCAAAGUAGCCUUGGAAGACCCAACGUUCGUCCCAGGUCCGUGGUCAGCCUGCAGUGUGUCUUGUGGUCUGGGCGUUCAAAGGCGUCAAGUGAAAUGUAAAGUGCUGCUGUCUUUUACUCAAGCCGAAGUCGAACUACCUGAUGAAGAGUGUGACGAGGACAAGCCUGCCUUACAAAGGACCUGCGAUUCAGACCCCUGUUUAGCGUCUCCAGACUCUUCCUGGAAGCCCGUGAGAACCCUUGAGAUCCCUGAUCAGCGUGGCUAUGUUUGGGAAUACAUGGGCUUCACUCCCUGCUCUGCUUCGUGCGCUGUUGGCAAACAGAUGGCUGUUGUCAGGUGUAUGAGCACCUUGAAAAAGGAAAUUGUUGAUGACACACUCUGCAACGGAUCCAAAGCGCUGCUCUCCUUGCUUCGCAUCUGUAACCCUCAGCCAUGUCCUCCGAGAUGGGAGGUGAGCGUGUGGAACCCAUGUUCUGUGUCGUGUGGUGUGGGGCUGCAGACGCGCAGUGUGUCCUGCGUGAGGUCUGUGGCAGGAAACCGCACUGAAUCUGUGUCCAGUAAAGAAUGUGUGGAAAGAAGACCUACAGAACUGCAGGCCUGCAACCAGGUGGCAUGUCCACCGGCCUGGGAGGCUGAGGAGUGGCAGCAGUGCUCUCAUUCGUGUGGCAGAGGUACUCAGUGGCGCAAGGUUUACUGUAAACAGAGACUGGCUACUGGAAGCUACCGCAGGCUAAACGACGAGGAGUGCGCUGGUACCAAACCCGACGUCCACAGGAUCUGCAUCAACCCUGACUGUCUGCUGCCUCGCCUGGAAGGAGGAGAGUGGUCAAAGUGUUCUGUGACGUGUGGUAAAGGCAUUCAGCGGCGGGAACCCGUGUGUAGGAGACAGACGGCCUCCGGUCAGCUGGUCACUUUGGACAGGUCGGCCUGCAGUGACCUUCCCCCUCCUCCCCUGAUCAGAAGCUGCCGAAUGAGCCCAUGCAGCAAGCACAAGCACUCCAAAAACCGUUGCCCUCAGGUCAUGGGCCUGAAACGCAUCUACAUCCAGACGAGACAAGAAAAACGCCUCAGUUUUACCAUCGGAGGACGAGCCUACCUUCUUCCCAAGACCUCCGUCGUUAUCAAGUGUCCGGUUCGGCAUUUUCCUAAAGCUCAGAUCCGUUGGGAGAAGGAUGGGAGCGAGCUGACCAGCUCCAAACGUCUGAGCAUCACCAGAUCUGGCGCUUUGAGGAUCUACAACCUUGAGGCUGAAGAUAUCGGACUAUACCGAUGCUGGGCCAACCAAGAUUCAGACAUCUUCAUCCUGAAGCUGAUCGGAUACAAUAACAGACUUUUGGAGCAUCCCGAAGGAAAGAGUUUGGGAAGUAGAAACUUCCAUCCGUACGUCAAUAAAGAAGGAGGCUACGUCGGUUCAAAGUGCCACGAGGGGUUUCCACCUGGAAAGAAGCCUCUUAAAUCUCACCCAAGCUGGAUGCAAAAGAACGAGUUCUACCGGGACGACGACGGCCAGCCUAAGGAGCUCUGGGAUACGCUUGCUUUAGGGAACUAUGCUUUGGCUUCAGCCGCCAGGAGCCACACAGGAGCUUUUGUCCUUGAUCCUGCCCAGUUCGAGGAGCUCGUGAAGAACAUCAGUCUGCUGGCUGAGAGCGGAGAUGUGACGGAUGAAAUGGCGUUGCACCUGAUUGGGAAACUUAUGGAGGAUCUGGCUGCCGCGGGGCAAGACUCAUCGACUGAGGAAAGCACUACGAUGGAUAAUCAUUUAGAUAGGACGCCGAACACUUCUGAACUUUUCGAGGGAAAUGCACCAAAGAAAGGCAGCCGAGCGUUAAUCGUUCGUCAAAAGCAUCACGGAUCUGCCAUGAGCUUCCAGAGGGAUCUCAGGAUCCAUGUGGGCAGAACCGCUUACCUAACCAAUGCUACCCAUAGUCUCACGCUGAUGUGUCCCGUGCAGGGACUGCCACCUCCAAACCUCUCCUGGAGCAAAGAUGGAGCUCCGCUUCAGAACAGCGAUAGGGUAUCGUGGGACAGCGAUGGAGAAGUACACAUCCUCAGCCCCGGCGCCAGUGAUGUGGGAACCUACAGAUGCACCGCUACCAACGAUUUGGGCUCUGAUUCAGAGACAACACUAGUUCUGCUGGCUGAAAGUCCCACGAUCGCUGCCUCACGGACAAACACUUCAGAUGUGAAGAGUGGCAGUCUGAAGGUGGUGGUUGGAGGGGUUGUCAGCGUCCAUUUAGAUGCCAACCUUACACUCGAGUGCCCCGUCAAAGGUGUCCCGCGGCCAACAGUGAGCUGGCACCGCAAGGAGGGUCCGCUGGCCGCCAGCGCCAGCCCUCUCCCGGACGGAUCUCUGCUCCUGAGAAACCUCACACCGCAAGACUACGGCACCUACUCCUGCGUGGCUGCCAACAGCGUCGGAAAGUCGGUGGCCUCCAGCCUGCUACGUGUGGCGGGAGGAGCUGUGGGCGAAUCUGAGCACCAGGCUUCAAAGGAGAUGAAUAGGAAGAGGGUUUUGAUGGCCUCUGUGAUCGGCACCAGCAUCACGGUUAAACCUGGAGAUACCUUACGGAUAGGUUGUCCGGUGGUCCCCAGUCACAGAAAGCCCAUCAAGUGGUCGUAUCAGAACCAGACCCUGAAGCAGAGUCCAGGCGUGAGCCACCGCAUGCUGGUGGGGGGACGAGUCUUGGAAAUGAACACGCACGGAGGGAAGUUUGACGGACGAUACGAGUGCCAAACACAAACCAACAACCAGCAGCGUCUCACGGCAUGGAUUCAUGUGCUUUCACAGGAGUUUGAGUGGCGUUUGGGUGAGUGGAGCACAUGCAGCGCUUCCUGUGGCAACAGAGGUACUCAGAUGAAGAAGGUUCAGUGUCUGACGUCAGAGGGCCAAGAGAUGCCUCGUUCGGUCUGUCAUCAUCUUUCCAAACCGAUCAGUCAACCUCGGCCAUGCAACCUGCUGGACUGCCCUCCCAGUUGGGUGUCAACUGUGUGGUCCAGAUGCUCCAGUUCCUGUGGGCGGGGCUUCAGAGAGAGGCGUGUCUCCUGUCAGCAGGUGGAGGCAUCAGGGAGCGUGAGGGUUUUGUCCAGCACAGCGUGUGAAGGAUCUCCUCGACCUGAGGACAGGGAAGAGUGCAGCUCACACGCGUGUGUGGAGUGGCUCACCGGCCCCUGGGGGAAGUGCACAGGUCGCUGUCUGGGGCCUGCGGUGGCCACGCAGAGCAGAACCGUGUCAUGCAAACACUUCAGCAACUCCACGUCCAAAACCUGCGACCCAAAAGAAAGGCCGUCACCCGUGAGGAACUGCUCGUCAGAGAUGUGCGACGUGCACUGGAAGGUGUUCCCGUGGAGGACGUGCACGGCGGCGUGCGGCAGUGGCUUCCAGUCCCGUCGUGUUGAAUGCAUCCAUCGCCAAAACAAAAAAACCCUCCCCGACCUGCACUGCGCCUGGCAACGGCGGCCUUCAACCUGGCAACACUGCAACAUCACUUCCUGUGGCAGUGAGUGUAAGGACAGAACCCACUACUGUCCUGUGGUGAAACGUCUCAAGCUUUGCCCCGUGGAUCUGUACCGGCAACGCUGCUGUCAGACCUGCUCACAGGACACCAGCACCACCUAGUGACCACCAGCGGCACAAGAGCCCGAACCAACAGACGCCCUUCUCAGUCACCGCACUGAUUGUCUCUCGUGAUACAGAAUAUUGUUCAAUCAUACCAACAAAAAAGACAUCUGGAGUGUAUGGACUAAAAGAAAUCUGGUCUACACUUCACUGGAUGUUUUCCCAUAAUCAUCAGAAGUCCAAAGAGAAAAUCACUUGAUGAGAUUUAUAACUUCUCUCUUCACCAGCUUUUCUGCAGAUCUCCUUUUAUCUUGCCCUGAAAGUGAUAUAUGUGUAUUAAUUUAAGAUUUUUACUUGUGAAUAUGAGAGGACGAGUCUUAUCGGACCAUUCACCGAUGUGAAGGAAAUAUAAAAGCCUCUUGGGUGUACAUGAUGUGCUGAUAUGAAUAAUAUCAGUAGUGCACAGCUUUGAAUAUUAAGAGAGAGACACUAUCAAACAUUUUUGAUUUUCUUUAUUAAUCAGAGUCCUACCCUGAAGUCAACGUUUUACUACAAAAGUCAACAUUACUUCAGAAUGAAAAUGAUAUUCAACAAGAAAAAAGUAGGGAGGGGCUUUAUUAUAUUUAUUAGAACUUGAUUGGCUCAUGAGUGGAGUCAGGUGGUCAGAGGGGAGGAGUUAAAAGGAUUUAUGAUGUCAGCCGAAAAGGGAAAUCAUUUUAGAGGGAAGCAGGUUUUAUGGAAGCUUAUUUACACCACAAAUGAGAAAAUAAAAAUGGUAAUUGACCCUUCGCAUAGAAGAUAAGCCAUGCAGCUCUCACACUCCACAUCGUGUUCUCACACAGGGAAAAUUACAUUGCGGAGGAAAGAGGAAACUGACAAUGCGCUGACAGACACAAAAGAGCAGGUUACUUUAGGUAUAAAACACAGUCUCAGCUUUCAAAUUUAGUAAUUUCUUAAUAAAUUCAAACAAUAAGUAAUAAUAAUACAGUUUUGUGGCUCUUUAUUGUGUCGCGACAGAUCGCUGUUGCGCCUCAGUUCAAGCGGCACAUGAACUGAUCAUUUCUUCCUCUUUACUACUAGUAAUAGCACAAAAUAAACAUGAAUGAACAUCAGAAGGUAUCUUGUUUCAACUGCGGAAAGAUGUCAAUACACAAAGUUUUUCAAGUUCAAGUCCACUGGCGUUAAUCCACUCUCCUUUUUGGUUUGUUUGUCAGACAAAUUGGCAGAUUCAGUGUUGUGAUUGGUCAGAUCACCUGCCAGUCAAACUCCAGACAAAGGGUCAAUUGUGUUUUUUUGAAUUUAUAUCUCACAAUUCAGACAUUUUUGUUUGUAAUUCUGAGGAAAAAAAAGUCAGAAUUGCAAGAUAUAAACUCAGAUUUGCCAAAUAUAAACUAAUAAUACUGAAAAGAAAAGUCUAAAAUGUGAAACAUAAAUAAAAAAUAAGAAUAGUGUCAAGGACUUUUUAUCUCACAAUUUUGAUUUUUUUUUUUUCACAAUUACAAGUUAUAUCUCAAAUUUAAGACUUUUCUUCUCAGAAUAGUGUGUUAUAAACACUCAGUAAGACUUUUUAAGAAUUGCAAGUUUAUAUCUUGCAAUUGCGAGUUAACAUCUCUAAUCGACCCUUCGCAGGGAGUUUGAUUGACAGGUGAUCUGACCAAUCAUAAAGUAGAAUCCGCCAUUUUGGUCCAACAAACCAGACAGGAGGGUGAAUUAAUGUUGGUGGACUUGAACUUGAAAAAUGGUGUGUAUUGACGUCUUUCUGUGAUUGAAACAAAAUAUCUUAUGUUCAUUUAUGAUUAUUUAUCUCAAUUUUCAGGCUUUUCUUCUCAGAAUAGUAUGUUAUAAACAUUCAGCAAGACUUUUUCUAUCAGAAUUGCAAUUUAUAUCUUGCAGUUGCGAGUUAACAUCUUGUAAUCGACCCUUCGCAGGGAGUUUGAUUGACAGGUGAUCUGACCAGUCAUAAGGCUGAAUCCACCAUUUUUGUCCGACAAACAAACCAGACAGGAGAACGAAUUAAUGUAGGUGGACUUGAACUUGAAAAAUGGUGUGUAUUGACGUCUUUCUGCAGUUGAAAUCAAAUAUCUUAUGAUGUUCAUGACUUGAGGUGCUGAGGUGUUACAGCGAUCUGUCACGACACAUCAAAGAGGCACAAAAUGGUAUUUACUGUUUGAAUUUCUUUGUUUCAGACCUAAAGUAACCUGCUCUGUCUUGUCUGUCAGCGUGUUGUCAGUUUUCCUUUGUUUCAUAAUGUAUUUUUUACUGCGUGAGAACGUGAUGUGUGGUGUGAGAGUGCCAUGGCUUGCCGGUCAUAGUAACAGUAACGGAAGGGGCGGGUCUUUGACCUUUUUUUUUUUUCUCAGAACUGGAAGUUUAUAUCUUGCAAUAGAGGGUUUGCACUUACAUCACGAUUUGGUCAGUUACCCAGAUGAGCGGCCAUAUUGGCAAUACUCAGAUGUAAACAACAGCAUGGAUUGCAUGAUUAAUGUACUACUGAAUACAUUGUUCUGCUAAUUUAUGCUGUCUAAACCAAAGAUACAUAUGAGCAGUAUUAAUUAAGAUAUUAGCGUAAUAUUUCAUCUAUCUGACUGGAAAUGAUAAGAACAAACACAAAUGUUGUCAAGAUUCUUGGCCUGGAAAUCCUGCUUCAGUUUGGCCAACCACAAAAGCCUUUUGUUCCUCAGUUUUUUUGCUCUUCUCGUUGAUUUGUUACAAGUUUUGUCAGUCUGUAGUACUCCAAAUGUUUUUCCCGGUCUGAUCGAUUAGUACAGCCCAGGACGUGAUAAUAAUUAUGGUUUCACCAGCAAUAAUCAGUAAGUUUUAAUAAGUUUUGUUCAUUUCAGUGGCAUUGUUUACAUUCAGUACCGCCAAUAUGGCCAAUUGAUGACGUGUCGUGAAAAUCCCCUAUUUUUGCCGAAUUGCGAAAUAAGUCUGAAUUGUGAGCUAUAAACUCAGAAUUGAGAAAAAGUUAAGAAUUGUGAAUUUUUCAUUCUUUGGUAGAAAUGAGCUUCCAUAAAGUUAUAUUUUGAUAAACAUUACGAAGACACACAUAUGUUUUUUUUAAUUUGGAAUAACACGCUGAUAAAUCAUGCACGAAAAGAGCGGUAGCGCCUUCUUAGGAAAGUAAAAAGGGUCCAUUUUGUUUUCAUGUUGACUUUAAUAUUAAACAAUGAUGUUUUAAUGUGGACGUGGAAUGUAUGACAGAAAACCCAUUGACUGAAAUGGCUCGUGCCAUAAGUCACAUUUCUCCAGCCGUCUUUUAGAUGUAUGUUUUGUGUUCAACCAAUGUGCUGCAUUGUAAAAUAUGUCUUGUAUAUAAUGUGUUUUUAAGUGCAAUAUUGUACAUUGAGUGUAGAAAGUCUGGAUUUUAUUUUCUUACUUGGUUUAGUUUGUCUUUAUAAUCGUAUUUAAGAUUAAACACAACACAGACCUAUGUACUUAUAGCACUUGAAGUGAAUUAUCCAUAUCUCUAAUAUAAUGGUUUCCUACUGGCCUUUAUGCAUGCAUUUUUAGUACAUCAACAGAUGUUGUACAUAAGCCACUCAUCCAAUUUAUUCAUGAAUUUAAUCCACUGCAUUUUAUUACUACAGUUUGUGGAAAAAGCGCGUUACAUCGGUUAAGGAAAUGUCAUUUUUGGUACUAUUCUCAUCAAUAUAACAAACAGUCUAUGUGAUACAAAUACAAUAAAUACAGUUUUACCAAUCAGUUUA